UUUAUUUUAUAAAUAGAUAGAAUCAGAGGAGUUCCAAAUGGUGCAAUUCAACUUUUAGUUUCGGUUUAGAAACGAAUAUCGUAACUAUAAGUUUAUGAUGGACCGCACAAAAAUAAAAGUUGAACGAGAUGUGUGGGAGAAUUCUUUCGUAGAACAGCAUUACAAUAAAAACCAUGGUAUAAUUCCACAUACUGAUCCAAAAGAAGACCCUAAAUAUAACGAAAAGAAUAAACUGAUCAGGAAAUGCCAGAAAAUUGUUGGAACAAAUGUUUCAGGGAAACCACCCUUGAAUAUUGCAAUCGUAGGAACACCCGGCGGAGGUAAAUCGUCACUUUUAAACACCAUAUUCGCUAGUUUUAGUACAGAAAGUUGGACAGAAAUAGUCCCAUUUGGAAGUUUUGGCAGAGCACAGAGACAGCGUACAACAAGAUUCAAAAGCUACGUCAAAGAUACUUACUACAAACGAAGCGUACAAGACGCUUAUCUCAUGCCGACCUUUUUAGACAUGACUGGAUUUGAAGACGAUGACUCCGAAAAAAGUGUGGCACUUCUCGAGUUGUUAUGUACUGGUAGAAUAAAGGAAGAUGAAGAAUUAAGAAGUGCCAAAGACUACGCAACAAAAUAUGGCGCGGAAGCAUUAUUGGGAAGAUACAACAAGGGAGUAUGUCAUCGUCCGGUUGAUCGGAUAAUUGUGGUCUGUACGUCAAAUCUUGAUGUUAAUAUACCAGAGAGUUUUUUAAAUGCAGUGUGGAAAGCUUCAACAAAGCAUAGAGAAAUACCGGUUUAUGGAGUAUUGACAUGCAGGGACAAAUACCCACCAAAUGUCGUAGAAGACAGAAUUAAAUCAUUUCGCCAUCUCCUGGCAUUACCCAAGUGUAGGUUUGCUCAUAUCAUAAAUUACUGUGAUGCCAUCGAUAGCGAAGGGGUACAUUUUGAUACAACUAUCCCAUCGCUGGAUGUACCAGUAUUGCAGUUCAUGAAACAGGUUUUGAACCCACGUCAAGAUGAUCCAACACAGAAACAAGUCAGCAAAAUAGACAUAUUGGCAAUUUUUGCAUUCAUAUUUGCUGUGGUGGCAUUUAUCUAUGUACUUUUAAUUUCGAAUCGUUAAUUAUGAUUGUGUAUACUACUUGUUUUGUAUUUUCAUUUUAUAUUUAAAACAAUGUUAACCUUUUAGCUCAUUUUAAUUGGAAUCUCGUUAUUUAAUACAGAACUAUAGAUGUAUGUGUUUGUAUUACAUUGUAUUUGAUAAAAAAUUAAAAUAAAUAACAGUAUUUUAAACAAGUUAA
Molecule: messenger RNA, 1289 nt
Organism: Mytilus californianus (California mussel)
Lineage: Eukaryota; Metazoa; Mollusca; Bivalvia; Mytilida; Mytilidae
Exons: 5
Coding region: 95-1111 (338 amino acids)
Source: RefSeq, a predicted model, not a curated record